UGCAAGCGGAAACGAAGGCAAAGAUGUAAGUAGGAAGAAAUGAUCUUCAAACAUAUUGAAAUAAGUGCAGAUGCAGUGUUGACACAGGUGGGGCAUAGGCGGGGAAUUGCAGCCGAGGCAACUUUGUGCAUACUUACUUCUUGAGGCCAGCUCGACCUGAAUACAACACUGUUCACUAAAUCCCUAAAAAUUACAACAACACCAAGGACAGCAUCUGAACACAAUCAUAACAUCUAUCUGCAUAAAUUCAGCGAAGAGAUUUGAAAAUGUCAGAGUUCUCUCCAGAAUGCGUUGCAUUCAUUACUGGUGCUGGCUCGGGAAUCGGCCGAGCAGUAGCCUUGCGUCUCGUAGCUGAUGGAAUCAAGAACGUAGCUCUCAUUGAUCUCAUCGAAGCUCACCUCGCGGACAUAGCCGCCAAAAUUGUCGAACUCGACCCGUCCAUCGAAGUCCUCAAAAUCGGAGCCGAUUGCAGCAAAGAAUAUCAGGUCGAUUCCGCAGUUGAGAAGACAGUUGCGACUUUCGGACGACUGGAUAUUUGUUUCAACGGAGCUGGCAUUCCUGGAACAAUUGCGAGAACAGCUGACAUGAAUUCCGACAAUCUUGACGCAGUUCUUGGGGUUAAUCUCAAAGGAGUUUGGUAUUGCGAGAGAGCGCAAAUUCGACAGAUGUUGAAGCAAGAGUUGAGGCCGGUAACGACUGGACUCCCACUCAAGACAAGGGGCACCAUUCUCAACGUUGCAUCUGUGAGUGGCAGCCUGGCCAUUAGUAGAGUUUCGCCAUAUGUGAUGUCGAAACACGGGGUCUUGGGAUUGACCAAAACAGACGCCAAGGACUAUGCUCCGGAUGGGAUCAGAGUCAACGCUAUCAGUCCUGGAUGGGUUAAGACUGAAAUCAGCAAGAUGCUCUGGGACAGCCCAAAUAGCAACGCUGUUGCUGCGAGAGCGCCAAUGGCUCGAUGGGGUCUGCCGGAAGAAAUAGCCUAUACUGCUAGUUUUCUGCUGAGUGAUAAAUCAAGCUUUAUCACUGGGACUUCUGUAGAGGUGGAUGGGGGCUAUACUGCUUGCUAAUCGCUACGGCGAGAACUGUUUCUGAAAUAAGUCACUAGUUUGCUUGAGAAAGGGGAGGGGGAAUAUACUUCGAGGGCAAGAUCUACUUUCUAAUUUCGAGAGAAAUUCAUGGA
This is a messenger RNA of Hyaloscypha bicolor E, 1180 nucleotides long. Its product is annotated as NAD(P)-binding protein. The coding region runs from base 267 to 1067 and encodes 266 amino acids. The transcript is spliced from 6 exons. The record is from RefSeq and is a predicted model, not a curated record. Lineage: Eukaryota; Fungi; Ascomycota; Leotiomycetes; Helotiales; Hyaloscyphaceae. Gene Ontology annotation, molecular function: oxidoreductase activity, acting on the CH-OH group of donors, NAD or NADP as acceptor.